AAACUAGGUAGAAGGGCCUCUAAACAGUGCAGCGGCGCUCUCUCACUCUUUGGCUGCUUCCCAUUCCGCCAUCAGCGGCCUGAGAUUAACCUCAGUAUGGCGGAUUCGCGCCCAAUACUUCACGGCCACAUGAACGGCAUAAGUGGCGGCGAUAACCGGAGCUCUCAACGCCCCUCUCCGGCUUCCUCAAAGAAAACCCUCGAAUGGGUGCCGCUCGAAAGACAUCCUAUCUUCAGCAAAAACAGCAGCACCGCCAUUACCGCUCCAACAAACAUCUCUUCCUCUAUCGGUGCUAUUCAAAAUCUCCUGGCAUGGGAUGCCGGAUCCUCUCGCCUUUUCCUCUGGGAUGCAGGCUCCCAGUGCGUCCACCGCUUAGCCGUGCGCUUCCGCGAUCCAGAGCCCGCUUCCUGCUCCACAUCCUCCUCUUCGGCGGUCGUCGAGGGGGCCUCCCCAUCUGAGGUACUCUUGAUGGAUAUUGAUAUUCAACCUACAGUCCAGCAAAUAUCUCUUAACAAUGAUGGCUCAACAUUGCUUCUUAUUGGUUCUGAAGGACUGAGUGUCAUGCAUCUGCACGAGAGGACUAAUACAAUUGAUGGCAAAAUUUCUUGCAGGACAGUAUUACUUGGUUCGAGACUCUUUUCUAGCUAUAACAAUGGCUUAAGAAUACUUCAAGCGACAUGGCACCCUCACAGCAGUAACCAUUUAGGUGUUCUGUCUUCAGAUUCAGUGUUGAGGCUGUUUGACUUGUCAUCUGACUUGGAACGAGCUGAGCAGGAAUUUUAUAUUCAGCCUGAACUUGGACGGGAAAAAACUAUCGUUUCAUUCUGCCCUGUUGCAUUUUCAUUUGGAGGUCAGCAUUUGUGGGAAAGAUUUUCGGUAUUCAUUCUGUACAGUAAUGGUUCCCUGUACAUUCUUUGCCCUGUUGUUCCAUUUGGAAGUUUUUGUAGUUGGAUGCAUGUCAAGGAGAUCUAUAAAGAUGCUCAUGUUUUUGGGUUGGGUUCGUCCAAUCCAAGAGUUUCCAGAAACUCAGGUUUGGCCAUUACUUGGUUAGAAGCAACGUUUCCUGAGUUAGUUGAACGGAAGAUGGAAGGAGAUGGUGUUUUGUUAUUCAGAGCUCAUUCUUAUACUCCCAUAGAUGCAUCUCUAGUAUUGCAGGGUCCUCUUGUAAAUUCUUCUCAUGGAGUAAAAACUGAUGAGCCCAGUGCAGAUUGUGAAGGUAAGUCUGUAAACUUACUUUAUUGCUCUAUUGACAAGGAUUCAGUUGUUGUAACUGCUUGGAGCAGUGGGCAGCUCCAGAUUGAUGCUCUAGCAGAUGAGAUUCAGCCACUUUGGAAAGCUGGAAGCUCUCCCCAUCUUCUUCUAGACACUUCCGGUAAUAUUGAGAGUGUGGCUGUGAUUUGCCAAUCAGAUUUGGAAGAAUCGUCUACAAACCAUGAAUUAAAAAACAGAGAAUCCCUUCUAUUAUUGAAGUUGGCGAUUGUAGACUUAUCACUGCCUAAAAAUCCAUUGAAUCAAUGCCUGCUUUCACUCUAGAGAUUUUACUGUUUACAUGGUGGUGGUGUGGACAUGAUUAUCAUACAUCGCCUCCCUUUUUCAACUACAAUUCCUAAAACGGAGGCGGCAACAUCUGUCCGGCCAAUUCUCACAACAUCCUAUUCUGAGUCUUCACCUCAGGCUCUUUGUGGUUUCCUCAUGGUGGCAGAUUCAUAUGGUCAUUCACAAUUUGUAGGAGUGACACCCAGUAAUGAAUGUCUUGUGGUGGAAAUGAAGGGUUGGAAUGAGAUGCUUCCCUGCCACUUUGACUUGGAUGUGAAACCUUCUGGUUCUACAGAGAUCAAAAUUUCUGAUCUUCUAAGCAAAGAACUUCUUACUGGUCCUAAAUCUAUCAUCAUUCCUCCAUCAACAAGUCUCGGAUCCUUGACUCCUGACUCUAUUGAAGGUCGAUCCACUCUCCAUCAUUAUAUCAAGCUUUUCCAUGAAAACUAUGUGGAAUAUGCACAUAAGGUGCACAUUGAACUCGAACAGCAUGGUGAGUAUGUGAAGACAAUAACAGACACCCAACUAAAACGCCUGAAAGAGGUAGAACAGUGUCUUUUGAAGCUGGAGCAAAAUGAAAAUGGCGUGCAAGGCCGGAUCAAUCGCGCCUUCAAGGUAUACGAGCUAUUGGAGCAGCGUCUGAAGAAUUUUGAAGCAUUACCUGCUACAAAUAAAAAGCCACUUUCAAAGGCUGAAAGGGAAUUCAAUGCUGAUCUAGAUAGAAUUACAAAUCUGGAGCUGGAUGAGUUUCGUUCUUCUAUUGAUGCGUUGAGCACGCGUCUGAAAAGAUAUCUUCAGACUUCUACAGCAAGUUCGCCAAACAUGGGAAGGUUAGGUUCUGCAAGGAGUAAAACUAAUGUUUCAAAUGAUCAAAUUUCUCAGUUGAUGUCGUCUUUAAGUCUGCUGUCCAAUAGUAAUAGUUGUAUAAUAGCUGUAGUUAGCACAGGCCAUGAUGAUGAUUCUGUUUGCUGUGAUGACUAG
Molecule: messenger RNA, 2517 nt
Organism: Phalaenopsis equestris
Lineage: Eukaryota; Viridiplantae; Streptophyta; Magnoliopsida; Asparagales; Orchidaceae
Product: nuclear pore complex protein NUP88
Biological process (GO): ribosomal large subunit export from nucleus; mRNA export from nucleus; ribosomal small subunit export from nucleus
Cellular component (GO): nuclear pore
Molecular function (GO): protein binding; structural constituent of nuclear pore
Source: RefSeq, a predicted model, not a curated record